GAUAGAUUCCGGUAUCACCAUCAAAUAUUCGCUCGGAACUCCUCGGCGGACUGUCGGAACACGUUGUUUGGUUACGGAUUUUCAGUCAUGAAAACGACGGGUGAAACAGACACAGCAGAACCCGAAAUCACCGGCGCUAAGACUGAUGGCAACAUCGGUAUAAAUACUUUAGAAGAGAGCAAGCGAACUGGUUUCUUUUCCCAGUUGAAACAUCCGGUCUUUCGAAGGAAAGUCUUGCACACGAUGUGGAUAUUUUGGUCAUUUGUUAUGUUGGGCUUCAUCAUGGGCCAGCGGGGUCCAUCAUUUUUGGAUCUUCUGAUCAUUACGAAUACAGACCUGAAAAGAGGUUCAGCAUUUUUCACAGGUCAGGCUGUCGGCUACCUGGUCGGGUCGUUCCUGAUGGGCGUGGUCUACGACAAACUUACCAAGUCUCUUUUGAUGUUCUUCAGUGUCUUCUUCAUGGGCGUUACAGUUGGAAUCAUCCCUUUCUGCUCACCUUACGUCCUCAUGAUUGCAAUGUGCUUCCUCAACGCCGUGUGUUUGGGAGGUGUUGAUACAGGUGGCAAUGCAGAGUUAUUUAGAAUAUGGGGAAGUGAAAGUCGACAGUAUUUACUGGCUAUACACUUUGCUUACUCUAUAGGAGGCACAAUAUCACCAGUUGUCACAGAGCCCUUCCUGGUACCUAAGGAACAGGACGUAGCCAACACUGAAAAUGACACUUACGCCGUCCAUCAAAGAUUUGACACAAAUACAUCAUCUUCGUGGGACGCAACUGGUAGUAGCUCAUACUCCACAUUCACAUUUGAACCGGUCAGCAAUUUCAGUGCCAACAACAUCACUGACGUGGUGCUGGCGGAACACACACACGUGUUCAUUGCUUAUCUGAUUGGCUCUGUUCUCACUGUUGCAUUCUCCAUUCCGUUCUUGGUGAUGUUCGUCAAAGACCGCACUAGACCAAAGAAAAGAGAACCUGGUCCUGAGGUGGAAAACGACAAUCAUUUAUCAAAACCACUGUUUGGCUCGACCAUCUUUCUGUUGUGUUUAUUUUACAUGCUCUAUUCCGGUGCGGAAGACACAUUUUCAACCUUCCUCUUAACAUUCACAGUCAAGGGACUCGAUUGGACAAAAACGCAAGGAUCACAAGUGACCUCUGCUUCCUGGGCAGCACUUUCUAUCGGAAGAUUUUUAGGAAUAUUUACACAUAACUGCAUUUCAACAGUGAAACUUCUCUUUCUGUGUAAUACGGGCCUAAUUCUGUCCUUACUAGCACUUUUGCUGUCUGCACAUUUUCAGUUUUUUCUGGGAAUUUGGUUCUUUGCUGUCACUGUAGGAUUAUCUAUGUCUGUGGUGUUUCCAGCAGCUUUCGUAUGGGCAGAAGAAGACUUGUUCCGAGUCACGGGAAGGGUGUCGGCUGCCAUCUUGUGUUCAACGGCUGCGGGAACAAUGAUCAAUCCAAUUAUUCUGGGUAACCUCAUGCAGCAGUACACACCGAUGUGGUACUGUUACCUACUUUCUGCAGACAGUGUCGUGUGUACGGCGGUGUUUUUAGUUGUAGUGUUUUUGUCUCGAAAAUACAUUAAGAGAAAAGCAUCUUUUAAACAGCAACUUACUGUGGAAGUCACACGUGUUUAAUUUCUUGUAGUUUUAUUUCUUCUGUUUCCACCAAUAAAAUUAAUGGGCCGAAUUUA
Gigantopelta aegis is the source of this 1688-nucleotide messenger RNA. RefSeq names its product sodium-dependent glucose transporter 1-like. Gene Ontology annotation, biological process: transmembrane transport. The record is from RefSeq and is a predicted model, not a curated record. Lineage: Eukaryota; Metazoa; Mollusca; Gastropoda; Neomphalida; Peltospiridae. The coding region runs from base 88 to 1632 and encodes 514 amino acids. The transcript has 4 exons.